AAGCAGUCUUCCAAACCCAGUGAGAACCCCGCAGAGGGAAUGGCAACAGCCUGCUGGGAUCAAUGUGGACUGCCAGCUGCCGAUCUCGCUGUUGACAGUAAAAGCAGAUAUGUUCCUUGGUCACUGGCAUUAGCACUGACCAUGACCCUUCACACCAAAACCUCUGGAGUUACCCUGCUGCACCAGAUUCAAGGCACUGAACUGGAGACACUGAGCAGACCUCAGCUGAAGAUUCCCCUGGAAAGAUCGCUCAGCGACAUGUAUGUGGAGAGCAACAAGACAGGAGUUUUUAACUACCCAGAAGGGGCCACGUAUGAUUUCGGUACUACAGCUCCAGUGUACAGCUCUACUACUCUCACUUAUGCCCCUACUUCUGAAUCUUUUGGGUCCAGCAGUCUGGCAGGAUUUCAUUCACUGAACAAUGUCCCACCAAGCCCAGUGGUGUUCUUGCAAACGGCGCCUCAGCUAUCACCCUUCAUCCAUCAUCACAGCCAACAGGUACCCUACUACCUUGAAAAUGAACAGGGAAACUUUGGCAUGAGGGAAACUGCUCCUCCAGCCUUCUACAGGACCCCUAUGAAUAAACAGUCAUUGGUGUCUGUGAAGUGCCCAACUAUUGUAAUGAAGAGUGCUAUUGAAAAUCACAUGUGGAAAAUCGACAACACUUUCAGAGCAGACUUGAAUAAGAAAGAAGACAUGAGGCUACAUAUGAGCGAGGGUGAACACAUCCAAAAUAUUGAGCCAAGCUCUGAUAACAGGCGCCACAGCAUCCGAGAGAGGAUGUCCAAUACUAAUGAGAAAGGGAGCUUGUCCAUGGAGUCCACCAAGGAGACGCGGUAUUGUGCUGUCUGCAAUGACUAUGCUUCAGGCUACCAUUAUGGGGUCUGGUCUUGUGAGGGCUGCAAAGCUUUUUUCAAAAGGAGUAUUCAAGGGCACAAUGACUACAUGUGUCCUGCUACUAACCAGUGCACCAUAGACAAGAACAGAAGAAAAAGUUGCCAGGCUUGCCGACUCAGAAAAUGCUAUGAAGUGGGAAUGAUGAAAGGUGGAAUCCGGAAAGAUCGCAGAGGUGGGCGAAUGAUGAAACAAAAACGUCAAAGAGAGGAGCAAGAUUCCAGAAACGGGGAGGCUUCUACAGAGCUGCGAGCUCCCACCCUCUGGACAAGUCCACUGGUAGUGAAACAUAACAAGAAGAACAGUCCGGCCCUGUCCCUGACAGCAGAACAGAUGGUCAGUGCCUUGCUGGAAGCUGAGCCACCCAUAGUUUAUUCUGAAUAUGACCCAAACAGGCCAUUCAAUGAAGCCUCUAUGAUGACUCUGUUGACCAACCUUGCAGACAGAGAAUUAGUGCACAUGAUCAACUGGGCAAAGAGAGUUCCAGGAUUUGUGGAUUUAACACUCCAUGAUCAGGUCCAUCUACUGGAAUGUGCCUGGUUAGAGAUACUGAUGAUUGGCUUAGUCUGGCGCUCCAUGGAACACCCAGGAAAGCUUUUAUUUGCACCUAACCUGUUACUGGACAGGAAUCAAGGAAAAUGUGUAGAGGGCAUGGUGGAAAUCUUUGACAUGCUGCUAGCUACUGCUGCUCGGUUUCGCAUGAUGAACCUUCAAGGGGAGGAAUUUGUGUGCCUUAAGUCCAUCAUCCUGCUCAAUUCUGGUGUGUACACUUUUCUUUCCAGCACCUUGAAAUCUCUGGAAGAGAGAGACUAUAUUCAUCGUGUUCUGGACAAAAUAACAGACACUUUGAUACAUUUAAUGGCUAAGUCAGGUCUUUCUCUGCAGCAGCAACACAGACGACUGGCUCAGCUCCUCCUCAUCCUCUCUCACAUCAGACACAUGAGCAACAAAGGAAUGGAGCACCUGUACAAUAUGAAGUGUAAAAAUGUAGUUCCACUUUACGAUCUUUUGCUGGAGAUGCUGGAUGCUCACCGACUGCAUGCACCAGCAGCCAGGAGUGCUGCACCGAUGGAACAGGAGAACCGGAGCCAGCUGACAACUGCAUCAGCUUCAUCUCAUUCCUUGCAGUCUUUUUAUAUAAACAGCAAAGAGGAGGAACAUGCAGAAUACAAUAUAAGCAAAAGUCAGGAGAUACAAUGGUAUGAGAAACCCAGCAGCAUACUAUCUAACUCACACUUCAUUUUGUUUACAGUGCCACCUAAGUAAACACUCCAGUGACAAGAGUCACCUGCAUUUUCCAUUAGAGUGUUUGUCGAGCGCUUGCCUAAGUUGAUUGCUUAUCCUAAAUUGAGGACUUUUCAUUGCUAUGAACAGCCAGCAAGGAUUGCCAGGCUACCUUGAUUUAAAUUUUGCAUUGUUUUUAUUUAAUUUUGCAUGUAAGUUGGGUAAGUCCUUAUCUAAACCAAACACUCAUUUCACUGUAAAUUAUUUGGUCAAACCCUCCAUGUAUAUUGGUACCUUCAUGAGUGGUAGCCCCAAAUUCUGAGCUUGCUUGAUCCUUUACUUGCUUGAAACUUUGAAGCAGUUUGGUAGACAUUCCAGAUUAUUUUUGUUUGCGGGGAGUGUGGCGUAGAAACUGGUUGAUUGGCAUCUUAGUGUGCCACAGUGAAACUGCAUUGCUAGUGACAGCCUUGCUAGUUUACAUAGAUUCCCACCUCUCCUUUCUACAGUACAAAAGGAACGUAUGUCUGAGAAUAAUACUGUUUUACAUUGCUGGCUUACAUCAGCAGACAACUCCAUCUCAAGAUCAUACUGACCAAACUUCUCGGUCCCCUUAACAUAUCCUCCAGCCAAAUUGCAUUCUGUGCAUCCUAUCUUGUCUGAUACUACAAAACUAAAUAUUUCAUACAACAUGUCAAGCAGUGAUAACAAAUAUAAUUAUUCUUAAAUCAGACCAGAUGAUUAAAAAAAUCAUCAAGUCUUUAAAAGAAAAGAAGUCUUCAAACACAGAAAUGAUUCAGCAUGAUUUUACAAAAAAAUCUCUCUCUGUGUCCUUUGCUUUGUUGUGCCACAGGCCAAGGGGUGAAAAUGCCAGUGCAAGAUUGGCACAGCAAGGUGGGAUGGUCCCUUCCCACUUGGUAGUCUGUGGCCUCCCGCAGGACUGGCUGUGCUGCAGCAGUAGGCUUUGCAUUGCCUUGGCUCGCUUUGGCUCUCAUUGGGGUGUGUGGUGAGGUCACUGGUAAAAGCCAGUUCACCAAUGACACCAGAAAUGGGCAAUGAGCUGCAAACGUGGUGAAGACUCUGGAACUGCAUGUCCAGGAAGACAAAUCUGGCUUCCUCUGUGCAUGUAUGUAACUGGUUUUCGUAAGUCAGAUUCUUCAGACCAACUGUAAAUAUACAAAAGGUCCACUGACAUCAAGAGUUUCAGCAAAACAUGAAGGAGAGAGGUUGAAGAAGUUCAUACUAUGUGCCAUUCAAAGUAGGAGUUGGUGCUGCUUUUUGACUGAAAAUUGCUAGAAAAUUAAACAUGUCAGGGAAUGUUGCUGGGUACUGGAAUUACAUAUACCAGGGAUAUUUUAUUAGUCUAACGAUAAACUUUGCCUGUGCUAUCUGCACUUGUAGUUUACAGGUGCAGUCUGGGAUUUAGCACGGACUGGGGACUAUUCAAUAGCUGCUUGGAAGCAACCAUCCUGCCAGUAAGGACAUUUCAUAGCACAUGUGUAGGCUGCUCCAUAGCAGCUGACCACAAUGCUAGAGAGGGGUUCAGAGAUGCUUCUUUUACUGCUAUAGUUUAAACCAUUAUGCUAGAUUAUGUUGAUUGGAAUAUCCUGUAGUAAGUAAAUAUAGGAAAUAUUUCAAAUAAUGCCAUACAAGAAUGCCUAUGUCUAAUUACGCUCCCUCUCACACAUGCAGAAUCUGUGUGCAGUGAGAUAGUUACACAGCAAUUGUGAAUGCAGCAAGGCACAGGACAAACUUGUGCCUCACGUCAAGGAUUUGAUGCUUUAGUGAACGUACGUAAUGAUGUCUGUAACAGUUUCAUGUACAUACCUGAGGAUAUGCACAGUUUAAAAGUCUAAAGCUAAAUGCUACCUUCAUUUGAGAAGAUUCCUUGAAAACUGUGCAAGCCUAAACAUGUGAAGCAGUCACUGUUAAGUUAAUAGGCCUUAUAUUGAUGCAUACUAUAGUGUCUUUUUUUCUGAAUGUGCUGAAGGAUUUGUCUUUUUGUGUAUUCAGUAAGAAAGUGUGUGUGCAUGUGUGUGUGCAAAUUUGGUACCUAAGGGCUCUUGGAGUGCUCCGAAAUGCCUUGAAAGAAAAUGCAUAUUUUGUUUUGUUGAGUAGCUGGUGUUACAAAAAUCAUGAAUGCCCUCAAAUAAGGGCAGGCUAAAAUCUAAAUGGAGCACAGGAAUCUCCAUAGUGAUACUUAUGUGCUUACACUAUCUUCAUUACUUGUAGCCCAGUGUGCAUUACAGCUGUUCUUUAAAUACUGUACAUGCAACUUGGUGUUCUGUACUACAGAACACACAGAUGAAGCUCUUAAGCUGCAAAGCAAACAGGUUUAAAGGAAUGCCUCCCUUCCUAUAUGCCAGAACAAUUCACUACAAGUGUAAAUUUGCCCCAGAAAUAAAAAAAAUGUAGUUCAUGGAGAGCAAUUCACAACAGAGGGUCAGAUUCUGAUGGCACUUACAUAGGGCAAGUAUCGUCACACUGUAUAGAUUUUCCCAGUGAAGUUGGAUAAGUGUGAUUUGAAGUGGUAUGCAGCAGAUCGAAGGGUGUUAUAAUGUGUCUUGGAACACAAUAUUCAGUCAGCUCACAGUCGUAGUUCUGAAUGCUUUCCUCAGCUCUUGCAAGGAAGUAAUUUAGAUUCAACCACUCCUCCCGUGUUUGUGGCGACAGUGGUGAAGAACAUCCAAGAAAGAAAAACACCAAUUCCCAGUAUUACAUUCAUUUACCUUGGGGCAGUAUCAUUAAUUUGUUCAUGAGAUUUUAACUUAAGCAGCACCUUAAUGAAUAUAGUAACCUUCCCAUAGUUAUCUAUAAAGAUGAUUGUCUACAUACCAGACGACUGAAUGUAGCCAUUCCAUUGAUUAAACAAAGUCUAUGAUACAAAAAGUGACAAUGUUUUUUCAUAGGUAAUUCUGAAUUAUGCUCUCGUGUAUGCAAACAAUUGUGCCUGACAUUUGGUAAUUGCUGUUUCACAGAAUGCUAUUCUAUGUGUCUAUGUGCGUGUGUAUAUAUAUAUAUACUUUAUAUUUGCAGAUGACAAACCAGUACUACCUGAUUACCUGGUGCUGGAUAUUAAACAAGAAUAUAAAGCAUGUAAAAAAAAAAAAAAGAAAGAAAACUAUUCAAGGCAGCUAAUUAUGCUUCUACCAAAAUAUUCAUAGUGAUGUCUCUGGACAGGUAAUGAAAGAAUUAUUUUAUAAUGUUUAUACAUGAAUUUGUAAAAAGCCCCUACAACAACAACAACAAAAACCAAACCCAAAACCCUCUAGAAACAUAGGUGUUGGAAUGACAGCACAAGCUAAACAGAAAUCGAUCAGAUGAAUUUGCUUUUCUCAAGAAUAUUGUUGUUACUGAAUUACUAAAAAAAGCUUGGGAGGCAGGAGAGGAAUCAGGGUGAUGCAUAGCACUUAAUGUUGUCUGGUUUUCCAACGAUACAUGAAAGCUACUUGGUGGUGGUUCGAACCAUGUCUCGAUUUUGCAGACUUUGUCUCAGGUAAAUCUCCCUGUUGGAGCAGUAAGAUUUGUACUAGGAUAAAUUAAUUUAAUGGACGUUUCUUGGUGUGUGAUUGUGGUAAAGUUCCUAUUAUCUUUCAGUGACACCUCUUGAUGAUUUUUCUCCUUCUGUACACUAAGGGGUUUGUUUAAAAAUACAUUAAAAAAAAAAAUCUGAAGUGAGCUCCCAAGCAUAUUGCAAAGACUAUCACCAUGUCACUGGACUUUACAUUGAAAAAAAAAAAGAAAAAAAAGAAAACCUAAAUCACUCCCCUGCCAUCAAAGACAGGGUUUGUAUUGAAGUCUUCAUCCAUUUCAGCUGCUGCUGACUGAUUCCUUAAGAAUUGUGCUAAACAUUUAAAAUGAAACAGAAUACGAGGAAAAUAAAGAUUUUGCCUCAUUAGGGCCUUAGUUUUAUCACAGGCUUUGAUAGGAACAUGGUAAGCCUCUCUUGUACAUAUAAUAUCCUGCUUUAAAAUUAGAAUGCAACUCAACCUAAAGCUAAUGGAGUUUUGUAUAUAAGAUAUUCUCAGCUGACUUUAAGUAAAAUGCAUUUCUUAGUUUGAAUAAAGAGAUGUCUAUUUUCAAUGCUAUCUACAACAUAUAGCUUUACAGAUAGAAAUUCAACAUAUGUAAAAAAUGGUCAUGUUAAAGAUGGUAUGUUAAUACAAACCAGUCUUUGCUGUCACCUGCAACUACAGCAUAACCUCAAAUUGAUCUGGGAAUUUUGAGUUAAUAUUUCCCUAAUAUUAAUGUCAUGCUCUGUCUACUCACAAUUCUCUUUCAUCUUUCAAAUGUAGAUAGCUUAGUUACCUGAAAGUUGUUUUCAAAGUGAUUUUUUGCCCAUAAGGGUAUCUGGUUUUGCACUGUGUUUAAAAAAGCCAAAAAGAUAAAAAAAACCUUUUGCAUUCAAAUGUGCCUAAAGAAACAAAAAAAAAAAAAUUAAAAAAUAUAUAUGCUGCCAUCUUGCAAAUUAUUAUGCUCUGUACUCCUGUGUGCCUAUAAAUUAGAAGUCUAUUUCUUCAGAAAGUGCCCAUUGGAAAAUGAAGGCAUAGACUGCUGGCCAUGAGACUUGCAUUAACAAGCCACUUUAUGUAUCAUCUUACUGUAUAUACUAUAAAAUUAAUGCUUUUGUGUGCACUAUGUAGACUCUCAAUUGAAAGUUCUUUCUUUGGUAUAGGCUCAGCUGCCAUAAUGUAUUUGUUGAAGUAUUCUGUUCUUUCACUGAUGAAUAUAAAAUUGUUAAUGUCUUUGUUUUGGUGAGGUUUUUUUUUUCUUUGUUUUGCACCUAAAAAGGUUCUUAAAAAAGUCUAAACGAAAAAUCUACUAAGUUACUCAGUUGGUGCAGGAUUUUUAUCAAUGUGUUUGAUGUUGAAAAUAAAGAAUUAACCAGA
Cuculus canorus (common cuckoo) is the source of this 7004-nucleotide messenger RNA. RefSeq names its product estrogen receptor 1 (gene ESR1). The record is from RefSeq and is a predicted model, not a curated record. NCBI's taxonomy places the organism in Eukaryota, Metazoa, Chordata, Aves, Cuculiformes, Cuculidae. Gene Ontology annotation, biological process: steroid hormone receptor signaling pathway; regulation of DNA-templated transcription. Gene Ontology annotation, cellular component: nucleus. Gene Ontology annotation, molecular function: steroid binding; DNA-binding transcription factor activity; sequence-specific DNA binding.